Molecule: messenger RNA, 825 nt
Organism: Folsomia candida
Lineage: Eukaryota; Metazoa; Arthropoda; Collembola; Entomobryomorpha; Isotomidae
Exons: 4
Coding region: 25-825 (266 amino acids)
Source: RefSeq, a predicted model, not a curated record
UAAAAGUUUGAAGUGGAUUUCGUGAUGGGAACUUUGGGAAAAAACCGUCCCGAUUUUCUCACCUUUUCUGAAAGUUACAACGGUUUCGAAUCCUCGUACCAUCAAAGCAAAGAUGAGUCCGUGGCGUUUCUGCGGGAAGCUUUCGGAGCGAGAACGUGCUGCACCGUGCAAUCCUGGGCACUGGUAUUUGCAUUCGCGAAAAUGGUAUACUCCUGCUGUCUCCUGGGGCUUUUGUCCCUCACCGUGUUGGGUGUCCUGUUAUCGUCGUCCAGCCAUAAAAAGAACAAUGUCCCUCCUACGGAUAUGCAAAUGUCGCCAAAUCUGUCCUCGCCAAUCCCGACGAGCAAGGAGAAAACUCUGCUGGUACUGGCCGUGGUUUAUUUCGUGCUCCAAAUCUGCGUAGCAUUCUCAUCCUCAAAAAUAUUCGGAAUCAUUGCUCAACUUCGGGGCAACUUUCUCCCCAAACUGCGCCGAAUUCUGGGCGUUUUUGUCAUCCUGAAGAUAACCUCGUUGGGAAUUCUGGUCCCGUUUUUCAUCCUGAACAACAACAACAAUGUUCCAAAAGGGGGAAACAAUGGUGCGGAUGGGGGCAACUUGAGAAUGGUGUCGUCGCCUCCGAGCAGUAAUCCGAUGGGGACGCUGGGUCUGGCUUUCACCUCGUGCGACACGGCUUUCACCCUCGUCUACGUCCUCGUGCUGGCCCUUUUCGUCAUCGAGGGGAGCAAGGGGAGUGGAAAAAGGGGGCAGGAAAGGGGGGUCGUCGUCGUCAAAGUUGGUGGCGGCAGUGGGGGUGGUGCAGGGGCAGGAAAGAAAUAUAGCAAAUAG